GCCACUUGGGCCUGCCAGGCAGGCUGGGGGAGGCACAAGUGGCUGCUGGAUGCUAGCUUUAGGUUCUGGGCUGGCUUGGGGGCUGCCUUACACCACAGUCUACGCUAUAUUCCAUUGCUUCUGGGGCCUGAGGACUCUGGCAGGCCCGGGCAGAGCUGAGGCCUUCUGCCGUCUCCAUGACUGGUGCCUUUCCUCUCACAGUACUGGAGGUGUGAACCUUGGACUUGGUGUUUGUGAACAGGCAGGGCCCAUGCUCAGGACCCUGGCACCAGUGCAUGGCCUGAAACCAAAGCUGCUGACUUUUGUUGGCAGAUGCAGCCAGGAGGCCAACACUGCCCUUGCCAUGAUUUACACUGCUACUGGUGGGAGGCCAAGGGGUGGGCAUGGGGAGGGCUGGAGGGGGCAGGCACCAGGUUCCUUGUUGCCUGGAUGGCAGAGAUCACGGGCCCGCAGCAGACCUGGUGUCCUUUGGGGUUGCUAAUGCCACUCCCCGAUCUCCACCUGUAAGCCCAUCCUUUUGACUCUAGUGUCCCUCCCCAAUCCCUCUUCCCUACCCCUUUCAUCUGGACAUUCAGAAACCCUGGUGCCCCCUGCUGGGGAGUGUGGCUGGAAUAGGUGUGGGCACAUGUUUGAGAAGGUGGGGUGUUGCUGAGAGUGCCUUGGGGGACCAGUGCUGGAUAGAGCCACGGCACCCCCUAGGCUGGGGGGAUGGCUGUUGCAGGACCCUGAGGAGCUGCUGCUGGGGUGGGGUCUUCUAGGGUCCGAGCCUGGGCCCUGUUGGGUGUUGGCCAAGAUCCAGGGCCAGGCCCUGCCCACUAAUGCCCCCAGUCCUUUCCCACAGCUAUCUGGUAAUGCCAUUCAUGGGCACCGAUCUAGGCAAGCUCAUGAAGCACGAGACACUGAGCGAAGACCGGAUCCAGUUCCUUGCGUAUCAGAUGCUGAAGGGGCUGAAGUAUAUUCAUGCUGCUGGGAUCAUCCACAGGGACCUGAAACCCGGCAACCUGGCUGUGAAUGAGGACUGUGAGCUGAAGAUCUUGGACUUUGGCCUGGCCCGACAGGCAGACAGUGAGAUGACGGGAUACGUGGUGACCCGGUGGUACCGGGCACCUGAAGUCAUCUUGAAUUGGAUGCGUUACACACAGACGGUGGAUAUCUGGUCGGUGGGCUGCAUCAUGGCAGAGAUGAUUACAGGGAAGAUACUGUUCAAGGGCAAUGACCACCUGGACCAGUUGAAGGAGAUCAUGAAGGUGACGGGGACGCCUCCUGCUGAGUUUGUGCAGAAACUGCAGAGUGCAGAGGCUAAGAACUAUAUGAAGGGCCUUCCUGAGCUGGAGAAGAAGGACUUUGCCUCUGUCUUGACCAAUGCCAGCCCCAUGGCUGUGAACCUCCUGGAGAAGAUGCUGGUGCUGGAUGCGGAGCAGCGUGUGACAGCAGGUGAGGCGCUGGCCCAUCCCUAUUUUGAGUCCUUGCAUGACACAGAAGAGGAGCCCAAGGCCCAAAAGUAUGAUGACUCCGUGGAUGACGUGGACCUCACCUUGGAUGAGUGGAAGCGUGUCACUUAUAAAGAAGUGCUCAGCUUCAAGCCUCCCAGGCAGCUGGGGGCCAGGGCCGCCAAGGAGACAGCCCUGUGAAGACCUCUGGGUGAUGCAGGGACACCCUAAGGAGCCUGGCUAGGGGCCUCAACCCUUAGCCUUCCUUCCUUGGGAGAGGAACCCUGGUUACCACCUGACCUUGCCCGGGUUUGGAGAGGCUCAGCAGAUCCUCAAUCUGUGGACUGUCCUACUCCCUGCUCCACUUUCUGCACAGGACAGGCCCCUGCUUACCUGGGCUGGCCUCUGGCCCCUGGGACAGUCAACCCCUCUGCCAGGAUGCAGCAGAAAGCCUCAGGGCUGGCAGGGCUGGGAGAAGGGAGAGGGAAGGGUCAGGACAACAGUUCAGGGACACUAGCUCCCCUGGGCUUUGGGGGGGCAUUGUGGACACUCCUGCACCCCAGCCAAGAAUGUAAACUAGCUCUUUGCUGUGCCCACCUGGCUGGAAGAAAAUAAACCCUUUUGUAGACUUCCCACUCUGUGUGGCCUGAUG
This is a messenger RNA of Fukomys damarensis (Damara mole-rat), 2082 nucleotides long. It is a transcript of the gene Mapk12, whose product is annotated as mitogen-activated protein kinase 12. Lineage: Eukaryota; Metazoa; Chordata; Mammalia; Rodentia; Bathyergidae. Gene Ontology annotation, biological process: protein phosphorylation; intracellular signal transduction. Gene Ontology annotation, cellular component: nucleus; cytoplasm. The record is from RefSeq and is a predicted model, not a curated record. Gene Ontology annotation, molecular function: MAP kinase activity; ATP binding. The transcript is spliced from 9 exons. Bases 819 to 1631 code for a protein of 270 amino acids.